UGAUUUCCGUUGCAAACCAAAACCCUCUCACAUCAAAGCACCCCUCUCUUCUGUAUCUUCACCAUGUGAAAGUGAAACCCCCUUAAUUUACAAAUUACAGCCCCUCCCUCUUCAUCUCUCUAGUUCUGUACACACACCGCGGCACAUACUUCGAUAUACUCUCAUAUAUACGUAUAUACAUAUACGUAUCAACCGAUUGUAGUCAUCAUCUUCAGCUUGAUUCAGGGGAGUGUGCAAGCUGGCACCAUUGCAUGCUCUCCCAAGAAACUUUACUCUUUAAAACCCCAAUUCAUUUUCCUCAACUUUUCACUCUAAUUUCUUAAUUUUGCUGUUGUGGGUUUUGUCGGUUUAGGUUUGAUUUCGUAGAUCUGUCGCUUCUGUGCCCUGAAUCUGGCCCUAAUAUGAAACUGGUUCAAAAAGAUUCAGAGAAGAUCAUAUGGGAUCAGAUGAGAACCCACGCUUCGAACAAUACAUCACCCAUUUUGUCAAAUCGGGUCGGCAGUGGGUUACCCAAGCUUAUGCUGUAUCUUAUCUCUUUCGUCUGUGCAACUUACCUUGUUUACACUCUCAAGCUUCUCAACACCCCUAAUUUGCCUUGUGGCGAACAUGAUUUGAUAUUUUCUUCUCGUGCUUCGUCACAGAACGUUACGCUUACGCCGGCGAUCGUUGCACCGGAGAAAACGGAGCUCAAACACAUUGUUUUUGGCAUUGCAGCGUCGGCAAAGCUCUGGGAGAAACGGAAGAAUUACAUCAAGUUGUGGUGGAAGAAAGAGGCGAAAAUGAGGGGGAUUGUGUGGUUAGACAACCCAGUCAAAACCCAACCUGAUGAUGGUCUGCCGCCGUUAAAAAUUUCCGGCGAUACCGCGCAUUUUGCUUAUAAGAACAAACAGGGUCACCGGUCGGCGAUUCGGAUAUCCAGGAUUAUUUCGGAGACGAUACGAUUAGGGAUGGAUAAUGUAAGGUGGUUUGUAAUGGGGGACGAUGACACAGUGUUCAUUACUGAUAAUCUUGUUAGGGUUUUGAACAAGUACGAUCACAAUCAAUAUUACUACAUCGGAAGCUUGUCGGAAAGUCAUCUCCAGAACAUAUACUUCAGCUACGGUAUGGCGUACGGCGGCGGCGGUUUUGCUAUCAGCUAUCCCUUAGCUAAAGCUCUGGAGAAGAUGCAAGAUCGGUGUAUUCAGAGGUAUCCCGGACUGUACGGCUCCGACGAUCGGAUGCAGGCGUGUAUGGCUGAGCUCGGUGUGCCACUCACCAAAGAACUCGGCUUUCACCAGUAUGACGUGUAUGGAAACUUAUUUGGGCUACUUGCUGCACACCCGGUGACACCAAUAGUCUCGUUACACCAUCUUGAUGUAGUCGAACCAAUCUUUCCUGAAGUGACACGUGUCGAGGCUCUAAAAAGACUAAUGCUACCAAUGAAACUGGAUUCGGCUGGACUUAUCCAACAAUCCAUUUGUUAUGACACCUCAAAAAGUUGGACAGUUUCGGUUUCUUGGGGAUUUGCAAUUCAAGUUUUUAGAGGAAUCAUGUCCCCACGUGAAGUCGAAAUGCCUUCUAGAACUUUCUUGAAUUGGUAUCGAAGAGCGGAUUAUACCGCGUACGCAUUCAAUACGCGUCCGGUUGCUAGAAACCCGUGUCAGAAACCGUUUGUGUUUUAUAUGACAAAAGUGCGGUUGAAUUCGACUACGAAUGAGACCGUGAGUGAAUACACGCGUCAUCGUGUCCCUCAUCCUCCUUGCAAAUGGAAGAUGUUGGAUCCUUCGAUUCUUGAUAAAGUUGUUGUUUAUAAAAGACCGGAUCCGCAAUUAUGGGAUAGGUCUCCGAGGAGAAAUUGUUGUAGGGUUUUGGAGUCGAAGAGGAAAGGGUUGGUUGUGGAUGUUGGGUUAUGUGGUGAAGGGGAGAUAAGUGAAGUAGAAUAACAAAAGCAAAAACCCAUGGAAAGACUUUUGUUCUUGUCUUGUUUUCUUGUAAGGUACUUUCUUUUUUUUUAUUUCUUUAUGUUUAUUUUUAGCAUAAGUUCUUAAUUUUUCAAUGCGUUUAGCUUAUUAUCGUAUAUGAGUUCUUUGUUCUUUUCAAGUUCGCUGACACAAUAGAUUAGGAAUUAUGUCAAUGUAUAAACUUUUGUCGCUUACACGCAAUAAAACACGAUUAUUGAGUGCA
Molecule: messenger RNA, 2163 nt
Organism: Lactuca sativa (garden lettuce)
Lineage: Eukaryota; Viridiplantae; Streptophyta; Magnoliopsida; Asterales; Asteraceae
Source: RefSeq, a predicted model, not a curated record